Molecule: messenger RNA, 2952 nt
Organism: Vicugna pacos (alpaca)
Lineage: Eukaryota; Metazoa; Chordata; Mammalia; Artiodactyla; Camelidae
Source: RefSeq, a predicted model, not a curated record
GCGCGCGCAGGUGGCGCGUCAGCCCGCGGGGUGCCCAGAACGCCACCGGGAGUCUCCGCCAAGGGUGCGCCCUGAGAGCCCGGUAGCCUCGGGUCGCGGCGCUGCGGACGCGAUGAUGGAUGAGCCGUGGUGGGAAGGGCGCGUCGCCUCGGACGUCCACUGCACCCUGCGCGAGAAGGAGCUGAAGCUGCCCGCCUUCCGAGCCCACUCCCCGCUCCUGAAGAGCCGCCGGUUCUUUGUCGACAUCUUGACCCUGCUGAGCAGCCACUGCCAGCUCUGCCCCGCCGCCCGGCACCUGGCCGUCUACCUGCUGGACCACUUCCUGGAUCGCUAUAACAUCACCGCCUCCAAGCAGCUCUACGCCGUGGCCGUCUCCUGCCUCCUGCUCGCAAGUAAGUUCGAGGACAGGGAAGACCAUGUCCCCAAGCUGGAGCAGAUAAACAGCACCAGGAUCCUGAGCAGCCAGAACUUCUCCCUCUCCAAGAAGGAGCUGCUGAGCACAGAGCUGCUGCUGCUAGAGGCCUUCAGCUGGAACCUCUGCCUGCCCACGCCCGCCCACUUCCUGGACUACUACCUCUUGGCCUCCGUCAGCCAGAAGGACCACCACUGCCACAGCUGGCCCACCACCUGCCCCCGCAAGACCAAAGAGUGCCUCAAGGAGUAUGCCCGCUACUUCCUAGAGGUCACCCUGCAAGAUCACAUUUUCUACAAAUUCCAGCCUUCUGUGGUCGCUGCAGCCUGCGUGGGGGCCUCUAGGAUUUGCCUUCAGCUUUCUCCCUCCUGGACCAGAGACCUGCAGAGGAUCUCAAGCUACUCCCUGGAACAUCUCAGCACGUGCAUCGAAAUCCUGCUGGUAGCUUAUGACAACGUCCUCAAGGAUGCCGUCGCGGUCAAGAGCCAGGCCUUGGCGAUGGUGCCCGGCACACCCCCAGCCCCCACCCAAGUGCUGUUCCAGCCGCCCACCUACCCCCGCCUCAGCCAGCCAACAGCGACGGCCCUGGCCCACUUCCAGACCCCCGUGCGGGACCUGUGCUUGGCCUACCAGGACCCGCUGCUGCCCCCCCAUUCGGGGACCCUGCUCUCAGGGGGCACCGGCUCGUCCCUCCACGCCCUGUACCCCGCCCUGCCGCCCCUGGACGUGUGUCCCGUGCCCUGCCCCGCGUCCCUCGGCAUGCAGAUGGCCAUCACCUCUGAGCCCAGGCACUGCCUCGCCGCCACCUAUGGGAGCAGCUACUUCAGCGGGAGCCAUGUGUUCCCUGCAGGCUGUUUCGACAGAUAGAGCACCUUUAGCCACCCAGGGAGAUCUUGGCAACCCAGGAGGUGGAGGACACCGACGAGGGGAGCUCAGCCCAGUGAAGUGCCUGGGAGGCCGUCCCCACAGAGCCUCAGGGCCCUUGAACGGAGAAGGUCCGUGCUCUUUUUAAAUAAAACUGACCCAGCUCAAGGCAGUUAAUGACAUACCUCAACCAAGAGCAUUCGUCUGGAGAACAUUUUCCACACGUGGCUGGGGUGCAAGGGGAUGGCUUGGUGGCCAUCUCUGGAGAAGAGCCCAGGGGGUUGACAAAGACCUGGGACGAGGCCAGGAGACGGGGGACUGGAUGCCGACCACGAGCACGGCCAGAUUUUAGCAUCAAAGACUCCUUUGUGCUUUGCUGAUGGCAGCUACACCACUGAAAAGGGGGGGCAGCCUGACCUGUUCUCAGGACCCCCAGUAGAUGCCGUCUGGGGUGCUUUUCUUUCCCUGGCUCCAUACACAGGGGCCCAUGUGUGCAUUCUGCCUUCCGAGGCACGGUGAGCGGCUGUCUUGCUUUUGUUGUGGAACCUAAAACCUCCUUCAGCCUUUUAUAUAUUUUACUUGCUGCUGCUUCCCGAAGUGACCUAGCUUUCUGUUCAGUAAGAUGUCUUGUUUACAUGCUGCAUCAGGGAUUCUGUGAUACUUGAAGAUUCCUUAGGACUGAAAAACCAUGGUGAUUGACACACUGCCUGUCCCACGCCAGGGCUGUGGGUUUUAACCUGGCUUGGGACUGACCCUGGAGGUCAACCCAGAGCUCCCUUUGCAAAAGCAUAUGGCCGGGGAGAACCGCUUUCCAGGCUCUCGGUUCCAGGAGAUUCCACGUCUUGGAUGCUCUGUUCACCUGCACGACUUCGAUAACCACCCAGAAGAAAAAGGUUGUUGAAAAGUAAACAAAGAUUUAAAACCAAUAAACCCCACCUCCCUUCAUCACACGCUUUCUAGUGCAUAAGAUUAAACCCAGCCUCGGCUUGGUGUUUGGCUCAGAGCAAAGGAUCGUAAUGUGGGAUGAAUGCCUAAUGCCAACUGGAUUUGGGGAGUAGGGGGUGUGCCAGGUCUGUGCCCCCACCGACAGCUGAUUGGAUUGAAAGCCAGCAUUUGGGUUUCUGCAGUGAGAGGGCUCUCGGGAAGACCCUCGGAGCCAUGUGCAAUAUGUUUUAUCCUGACUCGUGGCUUGUGCUCAGUAUGUUUCAUUUUUUGGUUGGUUUGGGGUCGGGGGAUACAUUGUUUGCGCGCUAGAACUGGGAAGUGCAAAGAACCACAGAAGCGUCUUUUUUGUUCUUUUUUAAAAAAGAACCCAUCUUGGAUUUCUUGGCUUGUUUGCCAGUCCAGGAGGCUGGCAGGGAGGCUGCCGGGAGUCGGAUCCGAAGGCGGUUUUCCGAGCAGACAGAAGGCUCAGCGUGGAAGUUGAGUCAAGAGGAGACGCUGGACGCGGACAGGCUGGGGCCACUUUGUCACACCAGCAUAGGAAAGUGCACGUUCGUUUGUUGUUUUUCUCUUUUUUCCCUUUGCCCAGCCUCUUAUUUAUAUGCAGCUGGUUUGGAUUCCAAGUUACUGUGUCUGUUCUGAGGCUGGGCGCCUGUGAGCCCCACCCCCACCCCAAGUAGAGCCUCACAGCCAGCCCAGCCCCCAGAAAAAGCGGUCCAGCAAUAAACGUAUCA